GUGACGAGCAACGGCAGCGCCGGGGGAGGGGACGGGGCCGAGACGCCGCGACAGCCCCAACAACCCCCCCCCAACGCCUGGCAGGUCAUCAAGGGGGUCCUGUUCAGGAUUUUCAUCAUCUGGGCCAUCAGCUCCUGGUUCCGGAGGGCGCCGGCGCCGCAGGAGCCCAACAGCUCCGGGGGGACCCCGAGGGCUCCCAGCAGGAACCUCUUCCCCAAGGACACCCUCAUGGAUCUGUACGUGUACAUCUCGGAGCACGAGCACUUCACGGAUUUCAACGCCAGCUCCGCCCUGUUCUGGCAGAAGCGCGACCUCGUCUACGGCGACUGGACCAGUGGCGACAACGCCGACGGCUGCUACGAGCACUACGGCGAGCUCGACAUCUCACAGAGUGUCCAACAGAACGGCUCCAUCUACGUCCACGUUUACUUCACCAAGAGCGGGUUCCACCCCGACCCCCGGCACAAGAACCUCUACAGGAGACUCGCCACCGUCCACACGUCCCGCAUGAUCAACAAGUACAAGCGCCGGCGCUUCCAGAAAACCAAGAACCUCCUGACGGGGGAGACGGAGGCAGAUCCCGAAAUGAUCAAGAGGGCGGAGGAUUUCGGCCCCGUGGAGGUGAUUUCCCACUGGCACCCCAACCUGACCAUCAACAUGGUGGACGAUCACACGCCCUGGGUGAAGGGCAGCGUCCCCCCGCCCCUGGACCAGUACGUGAAGUUCGACGCUCUGAGCGGGGACUAUUUCCCCAUCCUGUACUUCAACGACUACUGGAACCUGCAGAAGGAUUAUUUCCCCAUCAACGAGAGCCUGCAGCGCCUGCCCUUCCGUCUGUCCUUCUGCCCCCUGUCCCUGUGGCGCUGGCAGCUCUACGCCGCCCAGAGCUCCAAGUCCCCCUGGAAUUUUUUGGGAGAGGACCUGUACGAGCAGUCGGACGAGGAGCAGGACUCGGUCAAGGUCAGGGAGAGGGGAGGGGGGUCUGACCCCGGGGAGUG
Molecule: messenger RNA, 998 nt
Organism: Corapipo altera (White-ruffed manakin)
Lineage: Eukaryota; Metazoa; Chordata; Aves; Passeriformes; Pipridae
Gene: CLPTM1
Product: CLPTM1, transmembrane protein
Exons: 7
Cellular component (GO): membrane; endomembrane system
Source: RefSeq, a predicted model, not a curated record